GUGCGCGAGAGCAAGUGAGCGAGAGUGUGGCAGAGGGAGAGAGAGAGAGACAGACACAGAGAGAGAGAGAAGGAAGGAGAGAACGAAUCAACCUGCCUCUUUUCACACAACAACGGGAUGGGGAGAGCCUGCUCCUAAGCCCGGCUGACCACAGAGGAUUUUUUUUUUAUUUCCGCGCGUUUUACUGCGGGGAAGGGAGCGAAGGAGAGAGAGACGGAGUAGGAGAGGGAGAGAGAGAGAGAGAGAGAGAGAGAGAGAGACGCUGCCGGCAGGAACCCGAAGCGUGGAGGGGAAACAAAAGCAGCCUCUGACCGCGGAGUGUGCGAGAGGGUGAGAGAGAGCGAGAGAGAGAGAAGGGGGGAGAUAGAUAAGCGGAGAAAUGCUGUCAAGGGGAGAAGGGGGGAGGGAGCGACCAAGAGGAACGGGAUGAAAGAAGGCUGGGUUGAGCUGGAGAUGAGAUGAGAUGUGGAGGCAGUCAUUGACACGCACCAAAGCACACCUGAAACUCCUGAGAGCCCAUGGAGAAGCUGACACAGAGGGAUCCUCACCUCCCAGCACGCUGCAUCAACCUCUAGAACCGGUCACUUCUGCUUUUCCUCGGUUCCUCAUGUGUGGUUUCUCCAGGAACACCACACAGUUACCUCCCCCAGAGACCAGAGCGGAUCUAUGCUCACGAAUGGAGACUCAGACUUCACAAUGAGCAGAGCUCUGAGCCGAAAAACAGAAGACAGCAUUAUCUAAAGGUCACCUUGAGAGGGGACUGCUGUUACUUUGAACAAUCUGAGGGUCCCAAAGGACAGUCACACAGCCACUGCUACAUGGCACAUGAGAGACGCGUGUCCGUGUGCAGCAUUUGAUCGUCAGCUCCAGUGCAAACUCGCAGAGCAGAGAGACCAAGCUGAGAUUUAUACUGUAGUAGUGACCACACAAAGGUUCUAAAACUGAGGCCUUUCAAUAUCCUCGGACUGGCCGCCAUGCAGUCAGACGACCUCUUCAUCCGCAAGCUCCGCCGGCAGAGCCCGCGGCCACCGCUGGCCACUGUCACCUUCGAUCCGAAGCGCGACAGCAGCGGGAUCCGGACGCGGGUGGUGGCCGAGUGGCCUCCUCGGCGGGACGGUGAGGGCACGGAAGGCGAGGGCGUGACACCGAGCCGUGCGCUCAACCUGCGUUCAACCUGCCGCAGCCACAUCAUGCAGCGCAGCAACAGCGACGUGACGCUGGGGGACCUGGACUCAGCCGGGAAGUCGUGCGGGAAAGCGGCACGAGCGGCCGGGGGUGAGAAAGCUGGCUCGGGAGCAUCGGGCGACUCGUCGGUGGUGCUCCACCGCGAGUACGGCAGCCUGUCAUCAUUGGAGAGGCAGAUGCGGGGGCUCCAAAUGCAGGGGCUCCACGGGGACGAGCACGGACCCCUCAGCCCAAGUGCCGAACGCUUCAAGGACCCGCUGCUGCUGCUGGGCUUGCAGCCUGUACCGACAGAAACCGACGGCGCAAGCUUGUCCACUGCAGCUUGCGGGGAGCCCCCUAAACCGGCCAAGCCCCCAAAGCCAGACGGGCUGAAUAAGCGUCCCAAGCCCAGCCACGCGUCCCUCCUGCCCCCGCCCGGGGUGUGCGACAACAUGGCCGGUGGCUCAUGGGUGCGGAACUUCGCCCACUACGACGUCCAGAGCAUCCUCUUCGACAUGUCCGAGGUGGCCUCCAACCGCGACAGCAUCGGCCGCAAGAAGAACAUCACCUCGGGCGCAUCAGCUGCAUCGCAGCUGCGGCCUCUCAGCCAGCCAGCCCCAGCGUCGCCCUCGCAAGGCAGCGGAACUGGAAACAGUGGCGGGUGCGGGACGAUGGGCAGCAACAGCAGCGAGGACGCCGAUCUGUUGGGCCUGCUGAUGGACGAGGGUGACGGCAACGACAACGAGCUGCUGCUCAGCUGCCCGCACUUCCGCAACGAGGUGGGCGGUGAGGAGCAGGUGGGGCUUGGCAGGACGAGGGGCCGCUGGGGCCCGUGGCGGAGCCUGCUGAGCCCCAACGACGCUGUGUCCGUGCUGGAGGAGCCGCGCGAGAGCCAUGUGCAGCAGCAGGUCAAGAGCAACUACUUUAUCGAGCACGCCGAUCUGGGAGCACGCUACUACCACAAGUACUUCUACAUGAAAGAUCACCAGAACUUCUUUGGCGUGGAUGAUCGGCUUGGCCCAGUGGCCAUCAGCUUCAGACGGGAAGAGAAGGAGGGUUCCAGUGGAGCCCAGUAUAACUACAGGAUCAUCUUUCGCACCACUGAGCUGAAGACAUUGCGCGGCUCAAUCCUGGAGGAGUCUGUUCCCUCAUCGGCACGGCACACAACUCCUCGCGGCCUUUCACCCAAGAGGCUGCUGGAGUUCAUUAUCCCCGAGCUCAACCUGCACUGCCUGCGGCUGGCCUCCACGUCGCCCAAAGUCCGAGACACGCUGCUGAAACUCGAUGAGCAGGGCUUAAAUUUCCAGAGAAAGGUGGGGAUAAUGUAUUGCAAAGCAGGACAAAGCUCGGAGGAGGAUAUGUACAACAACGAAAGUGCAGGGCCGGCCUUCGAGGAGUUCCUGGACCUGCUGGGAGAUCGAGUUCGACUGAAGGGCUGGGAGAAGUAUCGGGCCCAACUGGACACCAAGACCGACUCCACGGGAACCCACUCACUCUACACGCGCUACCAGGACUAUGAGAUCAUGUUCCAUGUCUCCACCAUGCUUCCCUACACACCCAACAACACGCAGCAGUUGCUGAGGAAGAGGCACAUUGGCAACGACAUUGUGACCAUAGUCUUCCAGGAGCCUGGAGCCUUGCCUUUCACUCCCAAAGCCAUCCGGUCACACUUCCAGCACGUCUUCAUCAUCAUCCAGGUCCACGAGCCCUGCACAGAAAACACCUAUUACAGGGUCGCUGUGACGCGCUCCAAGGACAUCCCACUGUUCGGUCCGCUGUUUCCCAAGGGUGCUCGCUUCCCGCGCUCACCAGCCUUCCGCAACUUCCUGCUGGCCAAGGUGGUGAACGCGGAGAACGGCGCCGAGAAAUCGGAGAAGUUCCGCUCCAUGGCCACGCGCACGCGCCAGGAGUACCUGAAGGACCUGGCGGAGAACUACGUCACAACCACGCCCAUUGACUCCUCCACCAAGUUCCCGCUGCUGUCGCUGGGCGGCAAACGCAAGGACAAGAGCAAGGGGGCGAAAGGCGCGGAGCUCCACAGCGCGGGGGCCCUGGUGUGGGCAGUGACAGCCGGGCAGGCUGGUGGGGUCAUCGGAGAGCUGGACUGUCCGCGGCUCCCGUGCCUGCUUGGCGUCUCGGCCGAGUCGGUGGUGCUGAUCGAGCGCUGCUCGCGUCGCGUGGUCUUUAAUAGCUGCUGCCGCGAUGUCAUUGGCUGGAAGGCGGUGACAGAGAGUGGGGCCAAGAGCGGCCCCUCACUCGACAUCUUCUACGAGAGGGGCGAGUCGGUGUCGAUAAGCGUCCCGGAGAGCCAGGUGGAGGACAUCAAAGAGAUCGUGCAGCGACUGGAGCUGGUGACCCGGGGCUGUGAGGCGCGGGAGGUGAUCCCACUGCGUGACGGCGUGGGCCAGCCGGGCUUCCUGAUGACGGAGGAGGGCUUCGUGACGGAGCUGCAGCCCUUCGGCUACGCCGAGAGCGGCGGACUGCAGCGGGGCGCGCGCGUGGUGCGCUUGUGCGGACAGCCCCUUGUGCACCUGGGCCCAGAGGAGCGCAGCCGCCUGCUGCGCACCGCGCACAAGAUCCACAUUACCGUCAUCCCACCUGACGAGAACGGCAAGCCCCGCAGGAGCUUCUCUGAGUUGUACCAGAAGGCGAUCCAGGACGCCGAGGCCAAGUCCGGUGAGGGCCAGUCAGGUGAGGCCUGGGUGCUGGACGAGCGAGAGGAUGAGGAUGAGGAGGAGGAGGAGGAGGAGGAGGAGGAGGAGGAGGAAGAGGAGCAGACGGUGGGCGAGAGGGUGCAAGGAGAGGGCAAGGAAGCCGAGCCAGCGGAUCAAGUGGACGGGACGGACGGCAGCAGCGGUGCGGUCCCACGGCCCGGCCCCACAGGCAUGGACCUGACCAGCGGUGAGGGAGCCCCCGGGUCCCUGCUCUCCCCACCCAGCCUACCCCUCCUGAGGGCCACCUCCCUGCAGGACCAGCCCCUACCCCCGGCCCCAGAGAUCACCCCCUCCGCUCUGACGCGCAGCUACUCCCUGGAGAGACACCCACCCGGCCAGGACCUGCUUGACGGGCAUGUGUAUGACAACGUAGCCGUGAAGGUGGACAGGCACAUCUACGAGAACCCUGGGGAGCUGAUGGAUGCCACGCCUGACCUCAUCCUGGCUGUCAAACCCAAGAUGACUCUGGAGGAGGACGGACAGCAGAAACAGUUUGGCUUGGAUGAGCUGAACGAGGAGAAGGCGUCGGCCAGCAAGCCCACUGCCCGCUCCGAGUGCAUGGACCGAGCCGAGCGCAACUCCAGAGCCAUGAGCCUGCACAACUCCAUCACUAAGAUUCUUUCAGAGACAACAGACUCUACUGAAGAGGAAUGGCAGUCCAUUUCUGACUUGGCCACAGCCUGUCGAAGCAUCCUGGAGGCGUUGUCAAGAGAAGACCGGAAUCCAGGAGAUGGAAGCCAGGCCUCCGCUGAAGCUCACAGUCUGACCGGGCAGUCCGAUGCCAAGCUGAGGGACGUCAAAGAUAGUGACUCUCCUGGCCACCUUGAGGAGAAGGUGUCCCAGCUGGAGGACAUGCUGAAACGGCUGCAGGAUGACCUCCAAAAGGAGAAGGAGGACAAGGCAGUGCUGCAGGCAGAGGUGCAGAGUCUCAGGCAGAACAACCAGCGGCUGCAGGAGGAGUCCCAGAGCACCGUGGCGCGCCUCAUCAAAGUCACCGAGCUCUUGUGCAAUGUCAACAAGCCCUGCUAGCCUCGCUGCCGCUGCCGCCGCGGCAACCGCUGCCACAGGGACCCCUCCCAAUCCAGCAGCCUGCUUCCCAGGACCUACUUCCAUAGGCCCACACUGAUACACACACACACACACACACACACACACACAUACGAGUGCAGUCAGUGCACGUUAAACAAUACAAAACAAAACAAAAUAAAAACUGCUAGACUUGCUUAGCCCAGCAAUCCACCAACCAACCAACCAAACAAGCAACUAAACAACCAAACUAUUCACAUAGCUCUAGCAGGCCCAGGUGGCGGUUGACUCUGAAACGAUUCCAAAUGAGUCAAGUCCUGACCUGCGCCAGGUCUGGGCCAGAUUAGUGUCGCAACCCGAAACCAUCUGGGAUGCAUGGAGAUGCAGUGUGCAGUGUGCUGUCCUACUUUCAGACAGCUCAUAAAUGCCUGCCCAGAAGUGUCUCACUCCCCUUACUAGGCAGCCUCCAUCCUUUAUAUCUCUUCAAACCCAUGAACACAAAAACGCAUGUAUAUAUAUACUCACCGUCGUAGGGAAGGUUCUUAGUGCAGACCACAGGCUCGCAGUAGAUUAUCAGUCUCAAUUAAAGUAUUUACAGAUGGGACCUCACAUAUUUAUUACACUUACAUCAAUUGACAAAAAAAAUAGAGUUGGGAACAAUGCAUUAGCAUUCUAAUACAUGCUAUAUCAGUACAUAGGUAAUAUAUUAUGUCCUGCUACAGAAUGGAGACCGUUUAUUCUAUUCCGUCCGCUCAGUCCAGUCCAUUCAAGAACAUUUGAAUCCCUGUUGCUGAUUGUUUAAACGGGCAGGGACAGGUUGAGGGAGGUUUCUUAUUUCAAAUAAGUAAUGUGUACAGGUGUUUACGUAUGGGUUACGUGUGUCCUGGGACCAUAGUACUUAUCGGCCCACAUUACAGACCAGUGGGGCAGAAUAGCAUUUGUUCCUUGAGAAACUGAGGGGAACACAUUGCCAGCAAAGCCAAACAAAUAGGAAAAUCGGAGCUGACAGCAGUUGCUGAACAGGUCUCUUGUACAGUAUUGGUGUGCCUGAUGGGUAUUGACUCUAAAGUGGAGCUGAAAACAAAACUCAUUUACAGCGGGCCCCCGAGCCCUUGCAGAUGCCUGGCUUCCCCUUUACCUGUCCAAUCACAACUAGGACUUGUCAUUUCCUUUCCCUCUGCGCACGUCAGCCUAAAUAUGCAACGACUCGGCCUGAGGUGAGGAGCGUUCUGCCCUGACCGAAGGUGUCCGGUGUCUUCUGCUCACAUUAAUACACAAUCACACACACACACACACACACACACACUCUCUCUCUCUCACAAACACACAGGAACACAGCCUAUGCUGAAGAGACAACAGUGAGGUGUAGCUGGAGGGACAGUGGCUCUCCCACUCUCUUGUAUGAACAUGGUGCUGUUCUGGACAGACUUGUUCACUCGCCCCUGCUUUUCGUGGGAACUCUAGCAAUGGACUGACUCGACCAAACCAUGUACCAACUACCAAAUCCUCUCUCCUCUGGCCUCUGCUACAGACCACACCAUGAGUGUGUGUGUGUGACUGUGUAUGUGUGUGAGUGAGUGUGUGCUUUGGGUAGGAGGGGGAUGCUACCCAUAUGGGUCAGGGGAGAAACAUUUCAAAAGGGAUCGAUUGACUCAUGGAGAGUACUGGCUCUUUGGGGUUGGGAUGUGAAGGGGAACCCUGCCUGCGUCACUGCGGAGAUGGGAGUACAGGGGCCUCAACAGGGACUCUCUUUGUGCAGCCCUUGUGCCUGCCAAUAUCGCCCCCGGUGGACACAAGGGGAAUCGCCAAACACAGCCAUUUUGCUGCAGGACCGCAACAAAAAGAAAUGUACUGUAAAGGGAAAUGACUUGAAAUUGUGUGGUAUUUCUUCAAAUGAACAAUUUAACUGAGCCAUUUUUUAUUAUUAUGAGUGUCAUUAUGUUUGCGCUCCUCCUUAAAGGGACAUUUUAUUGUAAAAGGAACUCAAAAGUCUGUUAUUUUAUGCCUAAGAAGCACCGCACUUGAAAAGAAGCUGAAGAGAGUGGAAGGUGUUUUUCCCGUGAUGGUCUGCUGGUUGGUCUGCGUUUGUUUUUGCUCACACUAGCAUUGCCUUCAUUUGGUUAUAUGAACACAGUACAUGUGUGGCUUUACCCAUUUUGCUUUUUGUCUUUUUGCUUUUGCCUUGUUGAAAAAUGAGUGGAUUCUCACCCCUUACCUCACCUUCAGGUUCAGUGCGAGGGGGUAUUUGGGGGAAAGUGUGUGUAUGUGGGGGGGUGGGGGGGGGUAGAUAAGUGUCAGAUGGUGGAGCCGAUGGUGUACUCGCCCCCCUGGUUCAUUUACCCUCAUCCCCAGAUAUCCUGCCUGCAGAUGCCAGGGUAUUUCACCCCUACUCACACACCCUGGCUGAGCCAGCACAUACAUACACACACACACACACACACAUAUUGGCACACACACACAUACAUGUAUAGACACACACCAUCACAAUCCAUGAUACAGCUACUCACAAUCUCUGAAAGGGAUUGCAAGCAAAUGCUGAGUAAUAAUGAAAUAUCAGUGUAUACUAUAUGUUGUAAAUAAGUCUUUUACUUCCUCUUGUUGUAAAUAAGUCUUUUACUUCCUCUUGUCAUUUUUAAGUUUAUUUUUGAGUCACUGUGAUUAACUGGUACCAGCAGAAUAAGAUAAAAUAUUACGAUUAAAUUAUAAAAUCUAUAUCUUUAUCUCUAUGUGAAGACAUGUACAGCUGAAUGGCUCUGUGUGAUGAGUAGUACACUCCAGUUGCGCACGCCCUCCAAAGCAAGGCAUUUGUGCAGAUAUGUGCUCAAACUAAUUUGAUUGAAAUUGUCGCAGAACGUGAUGCUUAGUUGGGUUUAAUUAGUGAAAUGGCCUUGUACAAGAUUUCUAUUAUGUUUGACUUUGUGCUGUAUAGUUACAUAGAUUGUAGGAGGUUGUUUUAAGCACGAGAAUGCACCAAGCAACUUCCGGGUUUCCCCUUCUGUAUGUGUGUAUGUAUGUAAAAAAAUGUAAUAACUUAUUAAUCUUGCAAAUGUGGAACUCCUUGUUAGAUGUCUUAGUGCUGAAGGGAAGGCUCAGCAAAUCAAUGUGCAACUGAACUGAAAGUUAUAGGAAGUUUCUGUUUGUGUUCCUCCUGGAGAUAUUAGUUUGCAAAAGUCACAUACUGUAAGUUAAAUAUGUCACUUGCAAAAGACAUAAGAAAACUGUUAAACUAUGUUUGAAUAUAGUACAUUAUUUUACAUUAGUAGUGAUAAUAUAAAUGAUUAUAAACCUUUUGAGCUUUCCAUUCAAUGCUCAGAACCCAUGUUAUCACAAAGAUCUUGUAUGUCGUGAGGUAUGCCUUAAUGGAUAAACCUUGGAUUUUCCCCCAAGAGGUUGGGGAAGAUUCAUCACCUAUGGGAAAAUGUGAAGGCUUAACUCUUAGAUUUUGUGCCUACUUUAUUAACAAUUUAUGGGGUUCUAUUCAUGCUUAGUUUUUCAUUUAAAUUUCAUGGCAUUUCAAAUUGUCUCCUGAUGUACAGAUGCUCUUUCAUAAAAAUGAUGACACCAAGCGACUCAAUGAAGGAGUUUUCCAACGUUUUCUAGAGUCUUCCAUUCUGUGUCAUGACAAGAGUUGGCCUCUUCUUGGGACAGAAGGCCUGUCAAAUUGUUGCUUGGAUAUUUCAAGAUUGUGUUUAUCUCAUUGUUGAUAACCAUGCAUUUAAACCAGUCACAAACAUCCUGUUUAAGCUAUGUUUGACUUUUUGGAGCGUUUUAGACUUUUUGAUUCAGUGUUGUCAUGUUAUGCUAUUACAGAUUGUCAUAUGAUUCAGUGUGAUCUGUGCAAAACAACAAACAUUUGCAUUUUGUGCACUUUAAAAGUCCAUAGGUGAUGAAAUGCCACUUAGUAUGGAAGUGUGAACGCUGCAAGCAGCAAGCAGAGGAAUCGAAACCACAGAACAAUCUCUCAGUAACUCUGCCCUACUCUCAGAGCGGGUAUAAAGUCUUAUCUCAGAUCCGAUUUAUACGCCCCACGACCAACUGACCCCAAACUCCGCUCCUUAAAGUGUCUGGUUUAAUGUUUUCCUUCUUCACACAUCAUGUGUCAGUUUGUGUUGGUUGUUUCUUUUUCUGUCAUUCUCCCUCUUCUUCAACUGCUCUCACCUCACAGUUUGUUACAGGAACUCCUCAUACUCCUCAUUGAGUGUAGUACCUCAGCAUAAGACAGAGAAGCUUCUCAGUAGUCACACGCAGAAGACGAUGAUGAUGGUGAUGAUUAUGGUUGUGGUCAUGAGGAUACAUCCACCAAGCCUGUGCUCCUGGAGGGAGGAGCAAUAUCAUCACAUGGGCUGUUGUGACAUGUGCAGUUGUGCAGGUUUGCAUAGGGGGGCAGAGGCAUAGUUAAAUAAGCUUGGGGGGGGUGUUAGACAGUGCUGAGGAUGCCUUGGUCACAUUGAGUGGCACCCAUACCACCCAAACACACACAGACACUUACAAACAAACACAUGCACACACACACGUACAGUCAUACACAGCACUGCACAAUACUCUGCCAUGUACUCAGUCGUGAGGCCUGCAGCACAGUGAAGGAGACCAGGUUCACAGGCUGUGGAUCUGACAACAGUAUCAAACCUCUCCAGUUAGUCUUCUGUAUGUCUGCGCAGAUGAGGAAAGCGUUGGAAGUGUUGUUCAUGUAUUUGACUGGAGGGCUCCUGGCAAUAAAAACAAUCCUGUAUCUGUACAAAUA
Messenger RNA from Alosa sapidissima (American shad), 9645 nucleotides. Its product is annotated as signal-induced proliferation-associated protein 1. Gene Ontology annotation, biological process: regulation of small GTPase mediated signal transduction; epithelial cell morphogenesis; activation of GTPase activity. Gene Ontology annotation, molecular function: GTPase activator activity; protein binding. Gene Ontology annotation, cellular component: Golgi apparatus; cytoplasm; plasma membrane. The record is from RefSeq and is a predicted model, not a curated record. The coding region runs from base 975 to 4907 and encodes 1310 amino acids. NCBI's taxonomy places the organism in Eukaryota, Metazoa, Chordata, Actinopteri, Clupeiformes, Clupeidae. The transcript has 16 exons.